AUGGUGGGGCUGAUGCUGAUCUUGAUGCCUCAGAUUGUGUGCAUGACACAGAUUGUGAACUGUGCCACAAACAUUUCCCUCAGGAGUCCACAUGACUAUUAUGAACCUGGUGAUAUCAUCAUAGGUGGAAUUGCUUCUCAGCUCCUUGUGCUUUGGGAAAGCGAAAAGUUCACCAGAUUUCCUAAUAACUGGUUUUUAAACCACCCUGUUGUGGUGACUAAGAACUAUCAGCAUGUCUUGGCCUUGGCAUUUGCAGUGAAUGAAAUCAAUGGCAAUCCCUUGCUAUUGCCAAAUGUCUCUCUGGGAAUCCACAUCCAUGAUAGCUACUUCGAUGCACGGAUGACUUAUCAGGCUGUCCUGAAAUUGCUGUCCACUCAGCAAGAAACUAUCCCCAACUACAGAUGCGAUGGUCCAAAGCUUAUGGCCGUUGUGGGUGGUCUGCAUUCGGAAACUUCCAUCCAGAUAGCAACCAUCUUGAACAUCUACAGGAUCCCACAGCUGCUCUAUGGCUCCUUUGCUGCUGUCUCAAGCAGCCAGCCCCCUUCGUUCUACCAGAUGGUUUCCAGUGAGGACCAUCAGUAUACUGGGCUUGUCCGGUUGCUUCUGCAUUUCAAGUGGACAUGGGUUGGGGUUCUUGCCGUGGAUAAUGAUUAUGGGGAGACGUUUGUUCAAUCUUUGCUGCCGAAGUUUUCUGCGAAUAGCAUCUGUUCUGCUUUCGUGGAAAGAACCCCUGAAAUGACUUUUAUUCCAGGAGUUUUUGAAUUUAUAGACAAGCUAAGUAAGCUAUCUUCAGUUCUGAUUGGAAGCAAAACCAACGUGAUGGUCAUCUAUGGUGAUGUCCGAUCAACCUUUGGACUGCAGCUGAUGUUAGCAGAAAAUCAGUUCAAUACAAGGAUCCCCAUCAACAAAGUGUGGACUACAACUGCCCAAUGGGAUUUGUCAUCAAACAGCUUUAAUAAAAUGGAUGAUAUCCAACUCUUCCAUGGAGCCUUCUCCUUCUCAGUUCACACCAAUGAAGCACUAGAGUUUGAAAAGUUUGUUCAGCACAGAAACAUUGACUCGCUUAAGAGAGAUGGUUUUAUUAGGGAGUUCUGGGGACAAGCUUUUGGAUGCGAACUACCCCAGUCUCAUGUCAACAAGAGGAGUGAUGAAACUUGCAGUGGCGAAGAGAAGUUGGAAACUCUCCCAGAGCUGGUUUUUGAAGUGAGCAUGAGUGGCCACAGCUACAGUGUCUACAAUGCUGUCUAUGCUGUGGCACAUACUUUGCAUGCCAUGUACUCCCUUAGAGCCAAAGGUAAAGCAACAGCGCAUGAAGACAGGAUGGGGCUUAAGAAUAUUCAGCCGUGGCAGAUGGUGCCCCGUUCUGUUUGUACGGAGAGUUGCCAUGCUGGUUUUAGCAGAAAAGUGCAGGAAGGGAAGCCAUUUUGCUGUUUUGACUGCGCUCCGUGCUCAGAAGGGAAGAUUUCUGGUCAGGAAGACAUGAACGAUUGUGGGAAGUGCCCUGAAGACCAAUAUCCAAACCAAGAACAAACACAGUGCGUCCCCAAAAGUCUAAGCUUCCUCUCUUACAAAGAACCAUUGGGAAUAGUUUUGGUUACUUUGGGCCUUUUCUUUGCUGUGAUGGCUGCUACAGUGCUGGGAAUCUUCAUAAAGCACCAGGAGACGCCCAUAGUCAGAGCCAACAACUGCAGCCUCACCUAUGCUCUCCUCAUCUCCCUCCUGCUUGGCUUCCUGUCCUCCUUGCUAUUCAUUGGCCAAUCAGGGAAGGUGACCUGUGUCCUCCGCCAAACAACUUUCAGCAUAGUAUUCUCCGUGGCUCUUUCUUGUGUUUUGGCAAAAACUAUCACGGUUGUCCUGGCUUUCGUAGCCACCCAGCCAGGAAGCUGGGUAAGGAAAUGGGUAGGGAAACAUCUGGCAAAUGCUGUUGUUGUCACCUGCUCUUUUGUUCAAGUUUGUAUUUGUAUUGUGUGGUUGGGAACCUCGCCUCCAUUCCCAGAUCUCGACUUAAGCUCAGUCCCUAGAGAAAUAGUGGUUGGAUGUAACAAAGGCUCUAUCCUCAUGUUUUAUUGUGCAAUGAGUUACUUGGGCUUUCUGGCCCUCCUGAGUUUGACUGCGGCUUUCCUAGCCAGGAAAUUGCCCAGCAGCUUCAACGAGGCCAAGCUGAUCACCUUCAGCAUGCUGGUUUCCUGCAGUGUUUGGGUGUCCUUUGUUCCAACCUACCUGAGCACCAAAGGGAAAAACAUGGUGGCUGUGGAGAUCUUCUCUAUCCUGACCUCCAGCGGUGGCAUACUGGUCUGCUUUUUCUCCCCCAAAUGCUUCAUUAUUUUAGUAAGACCUGAUCUGAACAGCAGGAAGAAACUUAUUAAAAAAAAGAAUAACAGAAUCUAA
Eublepharis macularius is the source of this 2388-nucleotide messenger RNA. RefSeq names its product vomeronasal type-2 receptor 26-like. NCBI's taxonomy places the organism in Eukaryota, Metazoa, Chordata, Lepidosauria, Squamata, Eublepharidae. The transcript has 5 exons. The record is from RefSeq and is a predicted model, not a curated record. Gene Ontology annotation, cellular component: membrane. Gene Ontology annotation, biological process: G protein-coupled receptor signaling pathway. Gene Ontology annotation, molecular function: G protein-coupled receptor activity. Bases 1 to 2388 code for a protein of 795 amino acids.